Molecule: messenger RNA, 8232 nt
Organism: Hippoglossus stenolepis (Pacific halibut)
Lineage: Eukaryota; Metazoa; Chordata; Actinopteri; Pleuronectiformes; Pleuronectidae
Gene: tnk2b
Product: tyrosine kinase, non-receptor, 2b
Exons: 19
Coding region: 1273-4971 (1232 amino acids)
Biological process (GO): protein phosphorylation; signal transduction; regulation of keratinocyte differentiation
Cellular component (GO): extrinsic component of cytoplasmic side of plasma membrane
Molecular function (GO): protein serine/threonine/tyrosine kinase activity; protein binding; protein tyrosine kinase activity
Source: RefSeq, a predicted model, not a curated record
AGCGCCGUCACUACAGGACACAGGAGAGCAGGGAGGAGGUGGGAUUGGUUGAUGUUGCCACGGCAAUAGAGGAGGCGAUCAUUCACCAAAUCAUUGAGCAGGGGCUGAAAUGGAAAAAAUAAAAUGAGUGGAGGGCUGCGGAAAGCGGGUUAGAGGGUGAAGGACUGAAAAGAGGAGAGGAGGGGGGAAAAACAAUAACAACAACAGCGAGGGAUUAGGCAUCGACUGAGCAACCAGGAAGUCCAUUUAGGACAAAGCAGCGUUAAAAAUCCUCUCAGACUUUAGACGUGAUCGUCAUAGCUGCGCUGCCUGUUGGAUUGGACAGCUGCUCAAGAUCUGUGGGAGAAGAAUGGAAGCACACAAAGGAAGGAUGAAAAAACACAGGUGAAAAUAUUAAAAGCAGCUCCUGGACAAUCUCUCCUCUUUGCUGCUGUGAUAUUUCACUCCUGGCAAGGAGUGAGAGGAGUGAGCCGGUUGGAGUGAUGCCUGGGGCACCGAAAUAGAAACGGGGGAGAGAGAGAGGGGCAUCGCCAGAUAUGAGGAGCAUGCGUCAGCACUAAGGCGAGAGAGAGACAACAGAGAUGAGCGAGGUGGAGAGCGAGGUGUAGAGCAAGAGAGCGAUUGAGGGUAGAGGUCAUUAUCGUGGCAUCAGACGGGGCGACUGAAAUAGAGCCUGACAGAUUUGUCACCCUCAAGCGCCACACCUCGGCUGCAUCAUCCCAGCGCUCCAUCCUGACUGCAGCAGCACCGAGGACCCACGAGGGAUUUCCUCGCCUUCUGGGACAAUAACGAUCAAUAAAUUAUUUUUGCAAAAUGAUCCGUUUUGCACCGUUUGAAGCUUUCUCUGAAGAUUGAAACCACUGACACGAAAGGGACACACUGUACUUCUCUUUCAAAAAGCGGAUCGUAUUUAAUUUUUUUAACAGAGGAGGAAGAAUCCUGCACACAUCAAUGCUGAGAUAAGGAUUAUGUUCCCGCUGCAUGAAGAAUCGUUGUCUGCAGGAAGUCAUAUGUAAAAUCUGAUCACCUGGUCAGUCGGUGAACACAGCCCUGUACUCACUGUGUGAAAAUGAGGAAUUCAUUGUCCGGCCAUUUUCUUCAUAUGCUGACUCAACCUAAAUGAGGAAGACAAUGAAGUGUGGACCUCGAGGCAGGCUGACUGAACGACUGGCUGAGUAAGUGCGUGGGCUGCCCGCUGAUAGGAGCUGUGGCUAUCUGAGCACUUUGAGGACACGUAGCCCCGGGGAAAUACCGGGCGGGUGGUGGAGCCCCAUGAUGGGGGAGACGGCGGAAUACCAGAGGCUGCAGGACACCUCAGAGCCCGACUACCAACGCGCGCCCAGCGAUGAUGAAGAGAAACUGGGCAGUAGCAUGCAGUGUGAGGAAGGCACAGAAUGGCUGCUGGAGCUGCUGAUGGAGGUGCAGUUGCAGCAAUACCUGCUGCGGAUCAGAGAUGACCUUAACGUCACGCGGCUGUCACACUUCGACUACGUGAAGAACGAAGACUUGGAGAAGAUCGGCAUGGGUCGACCUGGGCAGAGACGUCUGUUGGAAGCUGUGAAGAGGAGGAAAGCCAUGUGCAAGCGCAAGUCCUGGAUGAGCAAGGUGUUUAGCGGGAAGCGCCCAGACGGAGGAGACAUCCCCCAGCAGGGUCAGCCGGCCUCCUCCUUCCGAAAGUUGUCCCACACGCCUCCACUGGGCCUGGGGGGGGGAGUCCUGGCCACACAGCCUGGUGGUGGUCCUCUUGAUGGGCAGCAGCAAGCUCUGACCUGUCUCAUCCCUGAGAAGGACUUGACUUUGUUUGAGAAGCUUGGGGACGGCUCCUUUGGCGUCGUGAAGAGAGGAGAGUGGCUGACACCUGCAGGGAAGCUGCUGAAUGUAGCUGUGAAGUGUCUGAAGACAGACGUGCUCAGCCAGCCCGACGCUCUGGAGGAUUUCAUCUGCGAGGUCAACGCCAUGCACUCCCUGGACCACCAGAACCUCAUUCGCCUCUACGGUGUGGUGCUCACACACCCAAUGAAGAUGGUGACGGAGCUGGCUCCUCUGGGUUCUCUGCUGGAGCGUCUGCGAUGUCUCCGUCCCCAGGGUCCAGUGUUGAUCCACACUCUGUGUCAGUACGCUGUACAGGUGGCCUGUGGCAUGGCCUACCUGGAGCAGAGGCGCUUCAUACACAGGGACUUGGCAGCCAGGAAUAUUCUGUUGGCCUCGGCUCACAAAGUGAAGAUCGGUGACUUUGGCCUGAUGAGGGCGCUGCCUAGCAACCAUGAGCACUAUGUCAUGCAGGAUCAUCGCAAGGUCCCCUUUGCAUGGUGCGCCCCCGAGAGUCUGAAGACCAGAACGUUCUCCCAUGCUACAGAUACGUGGAUGUUCGGUGUCAGCCUCUGGGAGAUGUUCACACACGGCCAGGAGCCUUGGCUGGGUCUCAAUGGGAGCCAGAUUCUGCACAAAAUUGAUAAAGAAUGUGAACGCCUCCCAAAGCCAGAGGACUGUCCGCAGGAUAUCUAUAACGUCAUGCUGCAGUGCUGGGCACAGAAACCAGAUGACAGACCAACGUUUGUCGCCCUGAGAGAGUUCCUGCUUGAGAGCAUGCCCACAGACAUGUGUUCUCUGCAGGACUUUGAAGAACCUGACAAACUACAGAUCCAGCUCAAUGAUGUCAUCACCAUCAUAGAGGGAAGGGCGGAGAACUACUGGUGGCGAGGUCAAAACAAGCGCACACUUCAGCUGGGGCCGUUCCCCAGAAAUGUGGUGACAUCAGUGGCGGGUUUGUCGGCUCAUGAUAUCAGCCGGCCACUCAAGAACAGCUUCAUCCACACUGGACACGGAGACAGCAACCCUAGCCGCUGCUGGGGCUUCCCUGACAGGAUCGAUGAUUUGUACCUCGGGAACCCCCUGGAUCCUCCUGACGUCCUGAGUUUAGAUCUCAGUGGGACUCAGCCUACACAGCUUCCAGGACGAGCUAAAAAGGAGCCUCCUCCCCGGCCUCCUCAACCAGCCGUGUUAAUCAAGAGUAAGUCUGGUCUCUCUCAGCAGCUCCUCACCCAUUGCUCCUGCCCUCUCUGUUCCCUCCUAGCUCCGCUACUCAAAGAGCCUUGCUACGAUCUCGUAAAUGAGGACGAGGAUUUGACCUCUGCAGGACUAAAAAGAUUAUCACUUCGGAAGACUGGUUCCGUCAAAAGCUUAAAAAUUAAACCUGCUGCGUGGGUCUCUGCUUCCAAACAGGGGAUUAGCCGUAGUCCGGGCUCAGGCUACAACCCCAACGGUGAAGUGUCCCUCAUUGACUUUGGGGAGGAGUUCCCCCCGUCCUCUCCCUCCCCCUCCCCUGUGGUAGAAGUUCAGAUCCCCUCUCUGGCGGAGCUGGCUUUGGAAGCUGAGAACAUCAUGGACCGCACUCCUCCUCAGAGUCCGUCCAGAUCGUUACCCCGCCCCCUUCACCCUACACCAGUAGUGGACUGGGAUGCACGACCUUUACCUCCACCCCCAGCCUAUGACGAUGUAACCCAAGAUGAAGAUGAUAUGGAGGUGAGCUCCAUCAACAGCUCAGAGCAGCAGCUUGAAGAAGAGCAGAGCGAUGUUCUAAACCCAGAUGAGGCUGACGUGGCUCCCUCCUCAGGGCAGGUUGAUGCUCCCGUCUCCUGGGGUCCAGACAGACCGGGCCUGGAGGACAACCUCUUCCUCCCCAGCAAGCAGAGCCAGGGCCUGUCCACAUCUUUCUCCCAGUCGGCAGACAUCUUCCAAGAACUCCAGCAGGAGUGCAUGAGGAGGCUCAACGUACCGAAAGGAAGCGCUGCCCGGUCGAGCUCGCCAUCCCAGACAUCAGCGUUGUUUCCCCACACUUCUCUGACCCAGGAGGGAAAAGAGCAGAGUGUCUUUCCCUCCGGUGAAGACAAACCCCAAAUCCCCCCUCGUGUCCCCAUCCCACCUCGCCCCAUAAAAAGGGGUGACUACACAUCUGCUCGCUGGUCAAGAGAUCUUUCUCUUUCCCCAACUCUCGCAGAUGCCACAGAGGACGUUUCAGGCCCGGAUCAGAACCGACCACCUCAGAUCCCUCCAAGGGACCCUUUGUCUCUGCCGGGCUCCAGGACUCCCAGCCCCAUGGGCCUGUUAGUGGGCUCCCCCCAGCAGAGAAUCUACUCUGUCAGUCCCACCACCAUGCAGGUUCCCCUUACAUCCUGCCCCCCCACACAUGCCUAUGGCUCCUACCUCUCCACCUCUCCAGGUAAACUCAUGCCUACCACACACAGCUUCGCCUCAGAUCCUAAAUAUGCUGCACCCAAAGUGAUCCAGGCGCAGGGGAAGGACUCUGCCAGUAAGGGCCCCUGCAUCCUCCCCAUUUUACGUGACGGAUGUAAAGUGAGUAACACCCACUAUUACCUUCUGCCAGAGAGGCCACCGUACCUCGACCGAUACGAUCGCUUCUUCAGGGAGGCAGAGAGCCUUCCUGCUAGUGGGAUGGAGGAAAGGCAUUUACGGCAAGCCAACACUGCCACCGUCAGACCCAUGGUGGUCAGCAACCAGACUGUCCAGGGACAUGCCCAGGGACAGGGCCUUGUCCAGCUGGGUGAGCUGAAGGCUAAUUUCUCCUCCAACAAUAACAGCAGUCUGGGUGGACCACGGUCAGGGAUGAGGACAUCACUUAGUCUCCCUCGCGUCUGCUCGGAAGGGUUGACAGCACCAGCCAUCACUGCUUCCUGUACCAGGACAGAUGGAGGAGCGAACUCAGCUGACAGGGUCAAAAUGGUGCAGGAGGCAGUUCAUGGUGUCACGAUAGAGGAGUGCCAAGCCGCCCUGCAGAACCACAACUGGAACGUCCAGAAAGCUGUGCAUUACCUAAAGGUGGAGCAGUUGUUCUGUUUAGGUCUGGGGAGCAGGUCCGAGUGUCUGAAGCUGCUGGAGACGUGGGACUGGAACCUGGAAGUGGCCAGCACGCAGAUGUUAGAUAACUAUGGAUCCACAAGGCAGAGACGGUGACAGAAAUCUCAAGCUGCUGAGCUCUGAUUGGAAUUUCAUCCUCAGUAAAACAUCAUCAGAGGAGGUGAUUCGACUUCUUUCUGUUUGACACCUCCAAUCAGACGACUGUUAUUUGACUUAUCACCGAACUAUCACAAAUUCAUUAUGGUUCAUUCAGACUGACCAUGGAGACAGGAAAGUAACUCGUGGGGCAGCAAAGAAGAAUUUGGGACAUAUUUUAAACCUUGUUCUGAAAAAUCCGUCAUUGUUGCACUUAAGAAGUUGUCUAACGGCACCCAGCGUUUUUUAAAGGUUUUUAAAGGCAAAACAGAAUUGGCCUGAAAUGUGUCACUCAAACACUUCUGUGUGCUACCCAACUGUCAAUCAUCACUGCGGCUCGUACACUGAUGGCCAAGUGCAGAGAGUCAGGUUGGGAGUGAAGCUGUAGAGGCCACCAUGAGAUGAAGAGCACAAUAUACACAUAAGCACUUUCUAAUUGUCAAGAGCUUGGAGAGUUUGACUGAAAACUGGGAUCAUAUUUACCGAUCACUGUCUCAACUAAAGCUUGUGCAGUGAAUGUACAGUCGGGUCUAGAAGAAUGAACAGCCUGCUUUGCAGCUGAGGAAUCUGCAUCACCAUCUGAGGCAAGGGUUUCAAGAGCAGUGACAAAUAAAUCAUAGACUUCCACAAACUCUGUGCCCAACAAAUCAAUAUUUGACUGGCAGGAAAUAAUUUUGCCUGUUAUAAAGAAGUGUGUCAUCAGAAAGAAAAAAUUUGGCACAAAUUAAAGCACUUGUCAGACUUCAACUAAAUUCAUCUUCUGCACAAAGCUGCCUAGGUCCUGAAUAUCUAACAUGUGAGUCAUAGUCUGAGAAUUCAGGGCAAAUUAAGGCUUUUUAAAAAACUCAAUCACAAGAGCAAAUCAGUCAAAUUGCCCGACUCCAUUCACUCUGCCAUAAAUGUUUCAAGGACAUUUUCCCAGUAAUACAGCGAAGAAUGUAACAACACAAAAAAAACUUCAAUAGAAUAAAAGCUGGUCACUGUGCAGACUUGUAGCUGAGCUGCUGUGGUUUGGGGAUUUCUUGAUGCCAGUGCCUCUAGUAACCUGUCUGCCAGACUUGAGGAAGAUGCCUUGGGUCAGUGACAACAACUGAGGACAUCUCUGCUUUAUAUUUCCAUCAUGGUAAUUGUGGUCUGCAAAAAUUAUUUCCUCUUCAUGAGCAGCUCCAAACCAUUGUUGUUUAAAAUAAACAAUUAUGAGCCAUUUUUUCUUUGUGUGUCAGUGCUACUGGUCAGCAGUUGUCACUGACUGUUACCAUGGAAACAUGGCUCUUAGUUUUAAGUAAGCUUGAGGGUUUAAUAGCUGUUUUGGUUUUUUUACCAAUAAAAAUACAUAAAUCUAAAUGCUAAAUUAAAGGGCAAUUCCAGUAUUUUGUAUUCUGGGACCUAUGGGUGUAUAAAUGAAUCCUACUUACAAAAACUUUUUGAAUCAGUCCAGUAGAUCUACCCCUUAAAAAAGUAUUUUUGGUGAGAAAUCACUUUUAGAGACAUUUCAUGGACUGUCACAGUUGCCCCAUAAGAUUAUAUUGUCGUCACUGCCGCCUUGACAAUCUACUGGACUGAUUCCAAAUGUUUUAAGUACCAUUCAUUUACCCAUCUACAUUAACAAACAUAGGGCCCAGGUUAAAACAAAUCCAGAAAUUCCUCUUUAGGACUAGUCUUACAGUUAAACUAGUCUAGAAUAUCUUUGUGCAGCCGGCGUCUGAUCUAUGACCAUUGCAACAUAGUCACAGACCCCAGAUACAGUCUUUCCUUAUUCCUCAGCUGAAUACUCCUGCCAGUUCUGCAUUUUCUGCAUGUUUCCAGACUACGUUGGCAGCCAAUAACAUCAACGUAGAGAAAUUUAGCCCAAGGCACAGAUCCUGUUCCAUAAUCAUCACUUAAAACCACAACUGUGAUAUUUUGGUCAGGAGCUUCAGGGGCAAUUAUUCAAAACUUCCAGGACACCUCAGCUCUGCUGAACUCACUGCCGGACGUGAUACAUUCUGCCUGUGUAUUGUCACAGUCGAGCAAUGAACACUUUAAAACUCAAUAUAGAAACCUUUGGGCCUGUGCUGCUGUUUAUAUCAUAUAAACUUUUUAUUUGAAGACUGGUGAAAGAAAAGGCAAUAAAAGGCAUUUAAUAAGCUUUAACCUCUAAAAUUCACUUUUAUAUCGGCAAUACUGAGACAAUGUUUGGUCAUCACACAUGAUCCCUAUGGUGCUUCUCUCUAUAGCAACAAAGAACCAUCUUUGCCAACUGGUGCCCAUCCAUGUAAUUACCAUAUACAUGUCUAUGGCCCUGGCUUCGCUCCAAACCCACUAACCCCUCUGUAUGGCCUCAAAAAACAAAAACAGUAUGUGACACGUCUGAGCACAAUCUGUUUGGGCAGAAACGUUCGGGCAGCCGCUGAAAAAAGCUUCUGUGGAGCCACAACCAGCCCGUUUUUCUGCAUGAGUGAACUAAGAGGCUCAAAAAACAAAACAAAAUAAAACAAAAAAAAGCUAAAGGAGGUAUUUAUAAAGGAUGUACAGGACUGAUUUAUACAGUCAGAGCUUUCUCCUGUGUGCAAUAAGGCUGCUGUAGAACCUGUGACCUCCCAGUCUGUCCAUCCAUUAAUGCCACCCAGUCCGGAAAAUAUCAUGGAGCUGUCUUCUCUUUCGUGAUGAAUCCUAGCGAUUGAACGCACACCGUUUUUCAGUAUCAAGUGUUUGGUGACUCAGUUUUCCUCCCUGGGUAAUUCCGCCACUGAUCCACACUCCGUUCAGCCAUUUCCCUUCUGGCUUGUGUUUGCAUUAGAGCUGACUGUAAAUCAGUGCAUGAGGACAACUGGAAGCGAGGGCUGCCUCCGCUCUGUCCACGUGUUGUUUGUCUUUAUGCCAAGCUGCUGUAGUUGUAUUAGAAGGACUGAACCUUGUGGUGUUAGGAUCAACCCAAAGAAACAUUGUCCUGUUGUGGUGUUGACCCUGAUGUUUUAAAAAAAAAAAACUCUGUUCAGCUCUUUGUUUGCAAGAAAAACAUGUUCAUUAGAAACUGCUACUUUAAAGUCCCUUGUAUUGUUUUUGCUGUUCUUUUGCCAUUUCUCUCGUGUUUUGCUUCCCAGGAUGUGAUUUAUUUUAAAUGCCUACUGUACAGCUGGUUUUCAUUGUGUCUCUCCUCCUGGGUCGAUGGAAAAGUUUGAGAGAAGUAAAUGCUGCAGAAUUUAUAAAUGUAUUUUUUAUUAAAGAGUUAAUUAUUUUUUA